Patiria miniata (bat star) is the source of this 1229-nucleotide messenger RNA. Its product is annotated as tumor necrosis factor receptor superfamily member 26-like. The record is from RefSeq and is a predicted model, not a curated record. The transcript is spliced from 9 exons. Lineage: Eukaryota; Metazoa; Echinodermata; Asteroidea; Valvatida; Asterinidae. The coding region runs from base 210 to 929 and encodes 239 amino acids.
ACGACGUCGCGACGUGGGUUUAACGUUUAAGUUUACAGCGGAAGUAAUACAUUUGUGGGGCAAUUUGCAAGAUAGCCGGGAUGUGACAUCUGAGCUGCCACUUUCAUGACUUUCUUUGACUGCUAGUGCUACCAUUACAACUCGACAACAACCGACAUCGUCAAGACUUCAUACAAAUUUCCAAACUAGCCUCCCGAAUCUUUGCAGCCAUGGCAGCAUGCAUGUCCAGACACUGCCUAAUGUUGUUUGCUGGUGCUAUACUGGCCCUCACUUUCGUUCAUGGUCUUGAAGCUGCAGUACCGUCACCAGACAAGUGGCCCUGCGACAAGCAGGACAAUGAUGAACCAGAGACACUCUGCAGGGCAACAAUCAAUUGCCAUUGUAUAAGUGGAACCUACCUGGAUAUUCCCUGUGAUACUUUUGAUCAAGACAACAUUGAUUGCAGUUCGUAUUGUAAACCCUGCCCGUAUGGUAAAUUCUCCCCCUUUGACAACCGAUGCUUGGCUUGCCGUCCUGUUACUCCGUGCAAACCUAAUGAAGAGGUGCUCAUAAAUGCCACAGGAAGGGCAGACAAAGUUUGCGGCUGCCGACGUCAAGAUCUGACGUGCCCACCAUGUCCAGAGCAGACUACACCUACUGUUACAAGUACACAAGUUGAAACAGUUGUAGACCCUAGUGUGAACCCUCCACCAUGUCCACAAAAAGAACAAGCAACUGACCCUCAAUGGACCUUUGAUGGCUGGUCUUUUGUAAUAGGUUUCUUUGUACCUAUAUGUCUUGUACUCUUUCCGAUUGUGAUAUUGUGGGUGUUACUGAAGAAAAGAGUCUACCGUCUGAGGUUACCAUCAUCAUUUACUGUGCUCAUGCUUUGCUGUCAUUUAUCCGCUUUGCUUCUAAGCUGCAUCAAGCAAUCAUGGUAUGUAAACUGAAGGGCAAGUCUGAUCACAAACCAUGGUUAAAUCUUUUGUAUUGAACAUUAGUUGACAAUGGUUGGACAAGUCUAUAACCAGCCAACAGCUAGUUACUGUCAGGCAUGCUAUAAGGUAUAGCUGGGAGCUAGACGGGAGUAUUUUUGUGAUGGUGUUUAACCAUCAUUUGGCGGCCAGUAAAUUAAUGGUGCUUGAUCAAAUGUACCCUCAGUAUUGUUGAGAUUGCUUUUGCGUUAAUUUUAUUAUAUAACCUCACUCAAAGCUUUGCUCUGUGAAAAGCUGUAUCCUCUGUGAUGAGUG